GUUAACUUUGUUGUUUUUUAUUUUUUCACUUUCACUGUUAUAAUUCUCAUCAAUUUCAUUAUCCUUAUAUCACAACUAAACUCAACACCCCAUAUUCUAGGGAAAGUAAAGUUCUUUCAUUUGCCUUUUGUUCCCCUGAUUUCAUUAAUCAAUUGGGGAAUUUGAUCUGAUUGUGGUUCAUUUUCCCAACGGGUAAGGGGUUUGGGGGCGAUUAUUAUAAUCUGGGUGGAAUCAUUCUCUGUCUGCAUGUGUGAAUUCUGGCAAGGGGCAUUUGGUUGCUGGGCACUGGCAAAGAGUUGAAAGAUUUUAUCUUUUUCUUUAAACAGUUGCGGCUCCUGCUGAAGAUCCAGGAUCUGAAGAUAAGAUAUGCAAUCCAAAUCUGAAACCGAAAAUCAGCUGAAGUCCAAUUCACAUUCCUUUACACCUAACAAUGCUUAUUCUGAACCCUGGUGGCGAGGUAUUCAGUACAAUCCUGUCCCCCAAGCAAUGUUGGGAGUGAAUGCAUCUAAUUCGUCUUCACUUGAACGCCUUAAUGGUGAUUCAGAAUCCAGUGAAGAUCGAUCUUUGUCCAAUAAUGGGUUGAAUGAGGAAGAUGAUAAUGCCACUAAAGAAUCACAACCCACUGCUCCUAGAAAAUCAGGGAAUUAUGGACAAGACCAUCAAGCGAUGCAGCAUUCUUCAUCACCUGCACCUUCUGUGCAUGAUGAUUACCUUACAGAGGCUCCACAACUGGAUCUUGUUGGCCAUUCAAUUGUUGGAUAUGCUCCUUUUAUAGGAAUGCCUCAUGCCAGAAUGGCUUUGCCCCUUGAGAUGGCUCAAGAGCCUGUUUAUGUGAAUGCCAAACAAUACCAAGGAAUUCUGAGACGAAGACAAGCUCGUGCUAAAGCAGAACUUGAAAAGAAAUUAAUAAAAGUCAGAAAGCCAUAUCUUCAUGAAUCUCGGCAUCAGCAUGCUAUGAGAAGAGCACGCGGUAAUGGAGGACGUUUUGCAAAGAAAACUGAAGUUGAGGCUUCAAACCACAUGAACAAGGAAAAUGAUAAGGGUUCUGAUCCAGUUCCAUCAUCACAGUCAAUUAAUUCAUCUGGUUUUGAACCAUUACCCUCUGAUUGUGCUGAGACCUGGAAUUCUAAUGUGCAACAAGAUGCCAGAGGAUCUCAAGUGCAUGAGAGAUUUGAAGAACACAACUAUGCAGAUGGUAGAGGCUCCUACCAUAAUCAUAAUGCUUUGCAGUCAUCAUCUGCUUUUAGUUUGCACUCAGGUGAAAGAGUGGAGGAAGGGGACUGUUCAGGCCAACAAAGGGGAAGCAUCUCAUCUGAGCACACUUCUCAGAGGCGUCUUGCUAUUCAGUAAACCACUGCAUGAGGUUGAUGUAAAGGUUGGUUUAUAAUCAAGUAAAGUAGUAGGUUGAGUACCUUGGUUAUCUAUACGUAAACAUUGGCAAUUUGCAUGUCAAGCGGCAAAUCAUUCUUGGCUGUUUUUCUGGUGUUUAUGAUAUGGGGAGAAGAAUGAUUGAUUGAGCCAUGAUACAUGUGUGAUUGAAGUCAGCCAAUCUUUCAUUACAUUCUCUUCUUUUUGUAAAAAUAUAGUACUAUAGUAGUUAGCCAAGUCAAAGUCUUUGAUCUUCUGACGGUUAUUAAUGUUAAAUAUGAGACGUCAUGAGAGAUUCACUGCAUGAUUGCAUUUGCAGCGUCUUUGGCUCUUCUUGUCAUUUCACCUUAUUUUAUUUUAUUUUUUAUUUUUGGUGUGA
Molecule: messenger RNA, 1747 nt
Organism: Cajanus cajan (pigeon pea)
Lineage: Eukaryota; Viridiplantae; Streptophyta; Magnoliopsida; Fabales; Fabaceae
Product: nuclear transcription factor Y subunit A-1
Biological process (GO): regulation of DNA-templated transcription
Cellular component (GO): CCAAT-binding factor complex
Molecular function (GO): DNA-binding transcription factor activity; DNA binding
Source: RefSeq, a predicted model, not a curated record